AUGAGGUGGAACUCUUCACUCGCUCUCUGUGCUGCGUUACUCGCGGGUGCAGUCGAUGCCCAAGGAGCCAACUGGGGAGGUUUCAACACUAUCCGCAACAUCUGGACGGCUGGAGCAUCGUACGACUACAUUGGAAGUGGUGCUUUGAGCUACAGCACGACCUCGAAUGGGCCGAACCACAUCAACUACAUCGCUAACGCACGCGGGGCGAACAAUGUGGUCCUUAACAAGUUUGCCUAUCCCGGGGCAGUGACUGACUCUCGCUAUGCGGUGCCCACACAAGUUCUUCCCGGGUUCAGUCCCAUCAUCAACUGGAAUGAUCAAAUCAACGAGAUCGUCACCGCUUUCGGUGCUGCUCGUACAGCAGGCACUGCUUCGGCCAGAGAUUCUCUCUUCAUCUUUCUGGCAUCAAACACCGGGAAUGAUAUUCUCGGCACAUACAACACCACUACUAAUCAAGCUCAAACUAUCAACAACUUGAUCGGAGUCAUCCGUACCAAGUUUGCCCAGAUAUACGGUGCAGGAGCUCGUAACUUUGUGUUCCUCUCUGUCCUACCUGCCGAGCUCAUCCCCAGGAUUCAGGUUUUGCCCCGUGCAGAUAGGGACAAGGUAGCCGACUUCGCAAACAACUACCGUGUAGCGGUGAACAAUCUCAUCACCGAGUUGAGAAACAACAACACGUAUCGCGGGCAGAUCACCAUCUUUGCACCCGACUUCACCCAGGGCUUGAGAUCCAUCAAAGCUGGCACGCUGAACACCGGUCCCACCGCUGGCUACCUUGAUCGGAACGGCUAUUGCGCGGACGCUCUUCCCAUUGGCAUUGUCGUGCCUCCGAACCCCGACUACAAGUCAACCAACUGUGCCUACGCCGCACGCAAGUACCUUUUCCACGACACGAUUCACAUUACCUCGCCGGCUCACUGUGAGUACGCUAUCAACACUCUGGCUACGCUUGGCGUCACAGCUACCCCACAACAAUUGGGUUGCCAGUUCGCCUAA
Messenger RNA from Colletotrichum godetiae, 999 nucleotides. RefSeq lists its product as uncharacterized. Bases 1 to 999 code for a protein of 332 amino acids. NCBI's taxonomy places the organism in Eukaryota, Fungi, Ascomycota, Sordariomycetes, Glomerellales, Glomerellaceae. The record is from RefSeq and is a predicted model, not a curated record. The transcript has 4 exons.